Messenger RNA from Protomyces lactucae-debilis, 4394 nucleotides. RefSeq names its product SH2 domain-containing protein. Gene Ontology annotation, cellular component: transcription elongation factor complex. NCBI's taxonomy places the organism in Eukaryota, Fungi, Ascomycota, Taphrinomycetes, Taphrinales, Protomycetaceae. The record is from RefSeq and is a predicted model, not a curated record. Gene Ontology annotation, molecular function: histone binding; nucleosome binding; DNA binding. The coding region runs from base 34 to 4314 and encodes 1426 amino acids. Gene Ontology annotation, biological process: mRNA transcription by RNA polymerase II; positive regulation of transcription elongation by RNA polymerase II; transcription elongation by RNA polymerase II. The transcript has 2 exons.
AAGAAAGAGACCGCUCCUGCUCUGUACUCCAUCAUGUCUGCCUUUGUAGACACAGCAGCAGUCAGAGAUGACCGCGAUGAGCUAGACAGUCAAGGGUCCGACGACGAUGUGAAGCCAAAACAGGCACGCAACCCUGCAUCAGGCGACGAUGAAGACGAAGAUGACGACGAGGAUGACAGCUCAGAGGAGGAAGACGAUGAUGACGCAGAAGAAGCGCGACGGGUUCGAGAAGGGUUCAUUGUCGAUGACGAUGAAGAUCAAAAAGAACGGAAACGUCGGAAAAAGAGCAAGAAUAAGAAGAAGCGGAAGCACAGGGACCUAGCGGAUGGUGAAGCGGACGCUGCUGAAACGACGGCCGAUAGUAGGGGUGAUCGUCGACGACGCGCAGAGGAGGAUGAAGAACUCGAUGAGGAGGAUCUCGACCUCGUUCUUGAAAAUACAGGCGAGGCAGGAUCAGGCGAUCGCUUCAAACGUCUCAAACGCGCCAAGGAAGCAAACGACUUGACCAAUAUCUUUGACGAAGACGAAGAAGCCGCAGAGGAGAAUGCGCCCCUCGAACCACUCCGUACCUCUCUCCUUACGCGUGGCGGCGAAUUUGACGACUUCAUCGAGGAUGACUUGUCUGAAGAUGACCUCGAUCGUGCAGAUCGCGAGCGACAAGAAGCUCGUAUGCGCAAUAAACCAGCUGCACAAGCGCGACAAGAACUCACCGCUGAGAAUGUCGGUAUGGAUGAAGAUGCAUUCGAGCAGAUCUUCGAGGUAUUUGGUGAUGGCGAGGAUUAUGCAGAUGCGCUUGAAGAUGACGAGGAUGCCUUGUUGGAGGAUGCAGCCGCUGAAGGGGAAGACCUCAAGGAAAUCUUCGAGCCCUCUGAUCUCAAGCGACGCAUGUUGACCUCGCAGGAUGAGAUUAUCCGUAUGACGGAUGAGCCGGAACGCAUGCAACUACUCCGUGCUGGCUUUAGAGAAUCACAACUCUCAGACGACGAUUUUGAGUGGUUGUGCGAUUGGGUCCAUCAAGAACUCUACCCAGUCUUCCUUACAAACAAGCAGGAAAGCUCAACGGAAAGCAUCAAGCAGAACGCAGACAUGGAACAGCUCCACAAAAAGGCAGUCAAGGAUGUUCUCAUCUUUUAUACACGGGAAUUUGUUGAGAUUCCAUUCAUCUGGCAUCACAGGCGCGAGUAUCUUGUUUGCAAAGACGAGCGUGAAGCAGAUAUUGCAGAUGAGGCGCGGAUUGAUAUUUCACUGUUGACCUUGGAUACGCUAUGGCAGCUCACACGACUAGAGGUGCGUGCACGCGCUAUCCUCGAACGUCGUGAUGCGCUUCGCAAGACGUACGCUGCGUUGGAGAUUCAUGAUGAAGUCUUUGAAAAGAUGAUUCAACCGGAACGCCUCAAGUCCUUGCAGCAAAUGUCAGACUUGCACGAUUACCUCUUCUUCAAGUACUCUGAGCAAGUCAGGGAUCUCCAAGCUGCUAAUGCUUCUUCUACAUUCAAGCGACCAGCCUCAAAACACGCGGCAUACGAACGUGCACGCAAAAGCCCACUCUACGAAGUCGUUCGCGCUUUCGGCAUCACAGCUCCUCAAUUUGCGGAAAAUUUUGAAGCUUCAACGAAAAGACAUUUUGCAGAAGACCCAGAGCAAUACCCUGAUGACCUGGCAGAUACAUGUGCUGCUGCAGACGGCGAUGCACGUGCAACGCUCAAUGCCGCACGCGACUUGUUGGUUGAGGAACUCAUUCAUGACCCCAUCAUUCGUCAUGAAUUGCGUCAUGUGUACCAACAAGCCGCACUCAUCUCUGUUCGUCCAACGGAAAAGGGAAUACGUAAGAUUGACGAAUUGCAUCCGUACUAUGCCUUCAAGUAUGCUGAAGAUUUGAGUACAACGGAUCUACGCCGUGCACCGCAUCUCAUGCUGCAAAUGUGUAAAGCGCAAGAAGAACGACUUGUUCGAUUGGAUGUGAAAUUGCCGCGUGAGGAGCAGAUCUUGGAACAAUUGGCAUUCUUCAUGCACUCUGACAAUGUCAGUGCCAUUUCUGAUGAGUGGAAUCGUGAGCGGACAGAAGUCAUCAAGCACAUGAUGCAGCGGAUGAAGGGCCCUUUGGAAAAGCUGGUUGUGGAUGGACUCAAGUUACAGUGUGAGGACAAGAUUGCCAAUACCUGUCGUUCGACAUUGUUUGGUAAGCUCAAUCGACGUCGCCCAGAUUGCAAGAAUCUUGACAAAUUGGAGGAAGUUGCGCGUGUCAUGGCCAUUUCAAACGGUCUCGGCGAAUACAACAAGGACGCAACGGUCACAGUCAUUGUUGAUGAGGAGAGUCGUGUGCAGAAAGUCGACAAGUACGCCAAUUUGAACUCUGACGAUGCGAAAGCAGCUCUGCGCGAACAAAUUACAGCAUUCGGGAUCGACUUGAUUGGCGUUGCUGGCUUCUCACCAGCGACGUAUAAGCUCAAGCUCGAGAUUGAAGCAGCUAUCUUGGAUAUGGAUGAAAAGGACAAACCCUCCGUCUUGUAUGUCAAUGAUGAAGUCGCCAGGCUCUACCAAUGCUCGCCGCGCGCAGUCAAGGAAUACCCGCAAUAUGGUCCCUUGUAUCGCUAUUGUGUCGCUUUGGCGCAUUACGUGCAGUCACCUCUGCACGAAUACGUUGCCCUAGGUCGAGACUUGCUUGCGCUCAAUUUACAUCCACAGCAGUCGCUCUUGCCAGAAGACAAGCUCUGGGCGUCCCUUGAAACGGCUAUCGUCGAUGUCGUGAAUAUCGUGGGUGUCGACGUCAACAAGGCACAAUUAUCGAGCUAUGAGGAGAACUUGCUGCCGUAUGUGAGCGGUCUUGGUCCGCGCAAGGCGGAUUCCCUCAUGCGACGACUUGCACAACAAGGUGGACAUCUCAAGAACCGCACGCAACUCCUUAAAACGGCGAAUCUCCCAAAAAAUGUCUUUGUCAAUUGUGCGAGUUUUCUCAAGAUUCCAUUUGAUACGGCAGAGUUUGAGGCUGCGCGGACGGAGGAGCAGCAGGAGAUGGAUAUUCUUGAUUCCACACGGAUACACCCCGAAGACUAUGAGCUUGCCAACAAGAUGGCGAUGGAUGCGCAAGAUUUGGAUGAAGAAGAUCUUGUGAAUCUCGCAGGCGGCCCUGUCUUGCUCAUGCGCGAAUCCGACGCAACAGACAAGAUUGGCGAUCUCAUCUUGGAGGAUUACGCAGAAGAACUCAAACGUGCCUUCAACCAGCCCAAGUUGCUCACCUUGCGUCUCAUUGCUCGCGAAAUCGUCAAUCCCUAUCAAGAUAUCCGUCGGCCUUACCACACUCUCACGUCAGAUGAGCUCUUCAUCAUGCUGACGGGUGAGCUGGUAUCGUCCCUCGAGGCAGGAUCCGUCAUUUCAGCGACGAUCCGCCGCGUCUCUCGUCAUGGUCUCUUGUGCAAGACGGAAAGCGGCAUCGAAGUGGAUGUAGCGCCUGAAUGCUUGGGACUUCCACCGGGUGCUGAUAUGGAUCCACAGGCUCACUUGCGUGUUGGUCAAGCUGUUCAAGGUGUGAUUCAGCAGCUCGAUAAGCAUAAUUUCCGAGCGACCAUGACUUUGGACAGACGCGAGGUGGAGCGAGCUCGAGAAGAUGCAAAACUCAAGGCUGUUGAAGAUCGCAAUGGGCUAGGUUGGGCAGACUUCCAAGAGGAGAGUGAUCGUGCGCUGCUUGCUGCUGCCAAGGAAGCGGAAGCACGAUCGAAUCGUGUCAUUAAGCACCCAUUGUUUAGGCAAUUCAAUGCAAGACAAGCGGAAGAGUUUCUUGGACCUUUGCAAAGGGGUGAUGCUGUUAUUCGACCUUCAUCCAAGGGACCAGAUCACAUUGCCAUUACGUGGAAGGUCUCGGAUAGUAUUUUCCAGCAUUUGGAUGUGCUUGAGAUGGGCAAGGACAAGACGCACUCGAUUGGUCGUGUGUUGCGGAUUGGCAAAGCAACUUACAGCGAUCUCGAUGAGUUGAUUGUGUCGCACGUCAAGGCAAUGGCACGAAAGGUGGAUGAGAUGUCUGGUCAUGAGAAGUUCCAGCGCGGCACACGGCAAGAAACGGAACAGUACUUGACCAAGUACUCGGAAGCCAAUCCACGACGAUCUUGCUAUGCGUAUUGCUUCAAUCACCAGCACCCGGGAUACUUUGAUCUUUGCUUCAAGGCGAAUCCCAAGGCGCAGAUUGGAUCAUGGCCCGUCAAGGUCGUCCCGAAUGCAUUCAUGAUGCGAGACAAUGUGUAUGCCGACAUGACAUCGCUGUGCAAUGGGUUCAAGCUGCUGUUUGCGGGAGAUGCGAGUCGCCAAGGUGGACGUCGUUAACAAGUCUGUUGUCGCCAGCCCCCUGCCUUAUUCUAUCUACUAGCCAUUGUACAAAAGCAUAAUUCCAUCGACUAUUCGCC